Messenger RNA from Gadus morhua (Atlantic cod), 1601 nucleotides. RefSeq names its product eisosome protein SEG2. Gene Ontology annotation, cellular component: central element. The record is from RefSeq and is a predicted model, not a curated record. The coding region runs from base 76 to 1509 and encodes 477 amino acids. NCBI's taxonomy places the organism in Eukaryota, Metazoa, Chordata, Actinopteri, Gadiformes, Gadidae. The transcript is spliced from 14 exons. Gene Ontology annotation, biological process: oogenesis; meiotic DNA double-strand break processing involved in reciprocal meiotic recombination; spermatogenesis.
UAGUUAACCACUCCUUUAGUUGAACUCAGUUGGUUUAACUCAUUUGUUUUAACUGUGUUAGUUUAACGUUUUUAGAUGGAAGAACAACAACGUUCCGUCGUUCUGCUCGAUAGAACCAUUUUCCAGUUAGCUUUACAAACAAGAGAGCUUUCUCGGAGGAGAGAUGAGCUCACUCUGCAGAUAAAAGCCUGCGGAGCGGACAUCACAGAGAGGAAGUCCUUCACUGAAACAAUGCAUAAACAUAUCAAGGACCUGGAGGAGGAGAUCACCGUGAUGCAGAACACAGUGAAGCAGAUCAAGGACAACGCCAAAAGCAUGAAGGCGAAUAACCGCCUUCUACAACACUAUGAGAUGACCCUGAAGGAAGAACUGGAGAAGAAACAGGAGAACUACAUUCAAGAUAAGAAGGAGUACGAGGAGAGGAUUGCGAGUUACCGGAACGUGUUCCAACAGCACAAAGAGUUUUACUGCAGGAAUCCUCUGGCCAAACAGCUCCUCGCUAUUCAGUCUGAGAAAGAGGACAUUGAGGGGCGGAUUAAGGCUUUGGAGGAUCAGAUAGCCCUGAAACAGGAGGAUGUACUGGGAGCAGCAGUCAACUCCUCCCUCAGCGAGAGCCAAGCAGAAAGCGUCUCUGCCCAGCUGACUGAAGCAGAGCCAGUAGCACAACGCGACCAACAGCCAGAGGUGGAGGCUAGUUUCUCCAUCGCCUCUCUCCAUCUCAACCCCACAGAGGAACCCCUCAGAGAAGUUGAUAACAUAAGUUUGACCGGCGAGGAAAUCUGUGGCGACGCCAUGAACAAGAGAUCGGCCCCAGAAACUCUCUGUUACCCCCCGGGGUCAAACCGGGAGGCCAUGGCUCAGAAGCCUCCAUCAGAUCAGAGGUCCGGUGGUGCAGAGCCAGACCAACAAUGGGGACCAAAGACACAGGAUGAGCCGGCUGGCCUACCAGCAAGAGAGGAGGAGAUGAUGGAGGAGGAGGAGGAGGAAGAGCAGCCACUUCCACUCGCAGAUGAAGAAGGCGAUGCUGUGGAUGAUGAUGAUGAUGAUGAUCAGAGAGACAAUGCCCCACCUCAUUCCUUCUUAUCUCCCAUGAUCCAGCCUCAAUCUGCACCGGGCCGCAUGAAGCUGGUCCCAUCCACCCCCACCUUCUCCAUCAACAGCAGCCCCAGCGUCUCCCCGGGCCCUGUCUCCUCCCACCGCAAGUCCCCCACCUUCCUGUUCUCCACCACCUCCGAUCCCAGCACCCCCAGUUUCUCUGGGUUUGGAUUUGACAUGGGUUCUGCUCAGGAAGAGGACUCCCCGUUCGCCUUCACCAGCUCAUAUUUCAGUGGAAAGAAGGGCGACUCUGAAUCCCCCAGUGCAGGCCCAGGGUUUCUGUUCAAUGAAGCCCAGAGACCAGAGGGCGAGUUCCACUUUUCCUUCUCCUCUAAAAGACCUGUGGGGAGCGGAGCCAGCCAAGACGAGCCGGCCAAGGAGGAGGUGUUCCCCUUCUCCUUCACUUACAGCUGAACAGGAUCUUUAAAUACCUGAGACUACAGUUCUUAGAUGUCGGUCAUUUGCAUCGGGUUUAAUAGGUUUAGUUUGCCCUGAAAAAAAUUGAA